AACUUUCAUUUCUUGGUAUUUCCUUGGCUUUGUUCAAGAAAUAAACAAGACUCUCUGCUCUGCAUCUCUCUCACGCGGGCAAUUGGAUAUCAAUGGCGAUGAUGGGAGUGGAAGGCGGAGGCACGCUGUCGGAUUUAUACCAGGGAGCGAAGAGGCAACUACUGAAAGCGAGAGACGGAAUUGAGAGGCUGGAGCGACUUGAGAGCUCGACCUCCAACGGCGGCCUGGACUCACCCGAGCUCUCAUACGCCGUCAAGAAAGAUAUCUCCCAGAUCCUGUCGCUAUGCACCGACAUGGACCGCCUUUGGCGCUCAAUUGCUGCCAAGCCCCAACGCGAUCUCUGGAAGAGAAAGGUGGAACAAGUGGCUGAAGAAGCUGAAUCAUUAAAGGACAGUCUGGAUAGGUACGUCUCAAGGAAUCAGAAACGGAUUAGGGAAGCUCAAGAGAGGGCAGAGCUGUUUGGAAGAGCUAAUGGAGACUCAGCACAUGUUUUAAGAAUUUUUGAUGAGGAAGCACAAGCGAUGCAGUCAGUUAGAAAUUCAUCGAGGAUGUUGGAAGAAUCUUUAUCAACUGGAUCUGCGAUUCUAUCUAAAUAUGCUGAACAAAGGGAACGCCUUAAGAGGGCACAACGGAAGGCUUUGGAUGUCCUUAAUACUGUGGGGCUCUCCAACUCUGUUUUGAGGCUCAUUGAGAGGAGAAAUCGUGUGGAUAGAUGGAUCAAAUAUGUGGGGAUGUUCAUCACUGUCAUUGUCUUGAUUCUCUUCGUGAAGUGGACUCGUUGACCCGACUCUGGUGCUCCAGCUCUACCUUUGGUUUUGUUAGAAUUUACUACAUUCUUCUUCUUUAUGCUUCAUAGAAAGACUAAAGAGGUUGUACUAUAGGCCAACCUCAAUAUACCAAGACGGCCUUCCGCUUUUGGAGACAUGUUUAGAGGCUUGUAUGUUUAGUCAAAACUUAGAGGUACAUAAUUGGCAAUGAAAUAAAUUUCAUUUUGUUGCUGCAAUUCUUGUCAAUGGGCUCGGGUUUUAUGUUAGAUUGUAUUGCUGUUUUUUAUUUGAAGUUGUG
Molecule: messenger RNA, 1065 nt
Organism: Tripterygium wilfordii
Lineage: Eukaryota; Viridiplantae; Streptophyta; Magnoliopsida; Celastrales; Celastraceae
Product: membrin-11-like
Exons: 4
Coding region: 93-782 (229 amino acids)
Biological process (GO): vesicle fusion; vesicle-mediated transport
Cellular component (GO): late endosome membrane; ER to Golgi transport vesicle membrane; SNARE complex
Molecular function (GO): SNARE binding; SNAP receptor activity
Source: RefSeq, a predicted model, not a curated record